Haliotis rubra (blacklip abalone) is the source of this 681-nucleotide messenger RNA. Its product is annotated as putative nuclease HARBI1. The transcript is spliced from 2 exons. Bases 1 to 681 code for a protein of 226 amino acids. The record is from RefSeq and is a predicted model, not a curated record. Lineage: Eukaryota; Metazoa; Mollusca; Gastropoda; Lepetellida; Haliotidae.
AUGGCGACACUGCUGAGAAUCCAAGAGAUUUUGAACAGGAGAAAUAUUAAGCGAGAGCGAAUAUUCAGAGAUAGGACCCAAAUAUUGGACACGCUGACCGACACAGAACUGAUUGCCAGGUAUCGUUUCCCUCGACAUAACAUCCUUCAGCUGGUUGAUCGGGUCAGCUCGGCCAUCACUCGGCCGACCAAGCGUUCGUGUGCCCUACCAGCCCAUGUUCAGGUGUUAGCAACACUUAGAUAUUAUUCUAAAGGUGGAUUUCUCAGCGAACUAGGAGACAUACAUGGUAUUGCCAAGUCAAGUGUUAGUCGCGUGUUGGAAGACACUACGGAAGCAAUUGUCAACUCGCACGAUCUGAUCCGGUUUCCAUCGCCCGACAAACAUGCAAAACUUGCGGAGGAUUUCUUCAACAUCUGUGGUUUUCCGAAAGUUGUUGGCUGCAUAGAUUGCACUCUAAUACCGAUUCAACGGCCACCAUUGGAUGAGGCAGUAUAUGUGUGCAGGAAAGGAUUCCAUGCCAUCAAUGUGCAAGCUGUGUGCGACGCUCAACUGCGAUUCACGAACAUCAUCGUCCAAUGGCCUGGAUCAACACAUGAUUCCCAUAUAUUUAAUAACUGCAAUUUGAAAUGCUGUCUCCAGGAAGGGAAAUAUGGCAUCUGGCUUCUUGGUGAUUCAGGGUAG